This is a messenger RNA of Dibothriocephalus latus, 381 nucleotides long. The record is from the annotation of a GenBank genome assembly. NCBI's taxonomy places the organism in Eukaryota, Metazoa, Platyhelminthes, Cestoda, Diphyllobothriidea, Diphyllobothriidae.
AUGAAAGUAACGGACGCAGAUCUGGCCCGAUUUUAUGGACUGCCAAAAAUCCUCAAAACGAAUGUCCCCUAUCGGCCAAUCGUUGCCCUUAUGGGCAGCCCUACCUAUAACUUGGCAAACUGGAUGUAUAGAAAACUGAAAUUCCUCCAAGGCAACUCAAUUACCUCAAUUAAAUCGGCCUCCCGAUUCCUCGAGGACCUCCGAGGUGGGACGAUUCAAUCGGACGAAAUCAUGGUCUCUUUCGAUGCGACUUUGUUUUUCAUAUUCAUACCGCCAAAUCUGGCGCACGAUGUCUUGCACAAGAGACUUGAAGAAGCAUUCGAUGAUAACCGAAGAAUACUCAAAAUUGAAUAUAUCAUGAAGUUAUGCGGACAAAAGUAG